Messenger RNA from Macrosiphum euphorbiae (potato aphid), 279 nucleotides. Lineage: Eukaryota; Metazoa; Arthropoda; Insecta; Hemiptera; Aphididae. The record is from the annotation of a GenBank genome assembly.
AUGUAUUCCUGGACCGACUCAUCGAUCGUCUUAUCUUGGUUGGUAUCACCUCAAAUUAAUUAUAAAAUAUUUGUGACCAAUCGAAUCGCUAAAAUCCGGCAAUUACUUCCCGAUUGUCAAUGGAAUCAUGUACCAUCCGAAGACAAUCCAGCGGACUGUGUUUCUAGGGGGAUAUUAGCGUCACAAUUAGCGCAGUAUACUUUUUAUUGGAACGGGCCUAAUCUGUUAACGGAUCUGGAACCAACAGAUAGUCAGUUUAUCCCCAUACCUCCAGAAUAA